AAAAUUGAUGUUAAAUAGCAAAUUUACACAUGCAUAAAUACAUUUUAGAAGUAAUGCUAAGCAAUUAAGCGAAGUAAUGAAACCUUGCUGUCUUGAGUGUCAAAAAGGAUUACAUGAAGCCCUACUCAUCUUGAGACAUUCAGUUGUCAAGAUGGUUUCUAAGGUUUUCAACUGGCUCACUACAAUAUUCUAUUUCUACCUAACUUACCGAGGAAUCAGUCUGAUAUUUUUAGAAUGUGAUGAACACAAGUACAAAAGUAUAAUUUAUCAGUAUGGGUUAGAGAAUAAGCACAAAUAUUUGAGCAUUUGGGUAUCAUUUCUACAAACACUAUACUUUGUUAUUGUUUCAUUUUCCGACAUUGUCAACUGCUUGCCCUCCGUGUUUGUUUGUCCUCGAUGGUCUCAGUACUCUACCAAUGCAAGACAUUAUCUGCUCACUUCCCUUGUUCUGCCUCUAACGCUGUACAUAUUCACUGUGUUCUGGACGUUCUACUUGUACGAUCGGGAGGUGAUCUACCCAGAGCUAUUUGAUCGGUUUAUUCCUCCUUGGUUGAAUCACGCGAUGCAUUCUCUUCCCGUCCCCAUUCUGUUGGUUCAUCUGAUCCUCGGACCCAAUCACAACCCUUCUAGGACAUCCGCUCUUGUGGGACUGUCGCUGCUGUUUGUGGUUUAUGGAGUUGUUUUUGGCGCAUCGGUUCUGAAGGGUAACUGGGUUUAUCUUCUGUUCAACAAUCUCAACCCCUCACAAAGAAUGUUCCUACUCACUAUCAGCUACCCCUUGACUAUUGUCUUUCUCACAAUCAGCCGAGGACUUAACAGCUUCGUUAAAGGGACCAAGGAAAAAUAUGCAGUCAAAGAAAAGGGUAGCCAAUGAAUUUGUAUUUGUUAUAAAAUAAAUUAUUUGUGUACCGGUA
This is a messenger RNA of Macrosteles quadrilineatus (aster leafhopper), 914 nucleotides long. Its product is annotated as androgen-dependent TFPI-regulating protein-like. Lineage: Eukaryota; Metazoa; Arthropoda; Insecta; Hemiptera; Cicadellidae. The transcript is spliced from 5 exons. Gene Ontology annotation, cellular component: endomembrane system; membrane. Bases 77 to 874 code for a protein of 265 amino acids. The record is from RefSeq and is a predicted model, not a curated record.